UGCCUCGAAAUGAAUUUACAUAUGAGGAGAAAGAACUUUUAGCAAAAUAUCUUUCUAAAUUUGACAAGAGGAGUGGUAAUGUAAUCUAUAAAAGUUUAACGGAGAAUAAAAAUAAAUACCCUUGGUCUGCAACGCAUACCUGGCAGAGUUGGCGAGAGCAAUACUCAAAGAACAAGGUUUAUUAUGAAGGUCUGAUAGAGGAGUUCCAAAGAAAGAGAUCGGCUAGAGCUGCAGCGACAGCCCAGAAAGAUCAGAAAUCAGGAACUAUAGAAGAGCAGCUGAAAGCUAGAGAAAAGAUACGCGAAGCAAGAGCUCUUAACAAUACAGCUUCCCCUAGUCUUUCGAAUAGUCAAGUGAAUAAUAGUCAAUUGGAAGAUACUAGAAAUACUUUAGAGCCAGCUUCAUUUACACAGGCUGAAAGAUCAAUCGCUGCUAAUCAGAAUCUACGCGAUAGCUCAAUACUUGAACAGUCGAUUAAUGCUACACCAGGCAAUGGUGCUAAUAACGAAGACGAUGACUCAAGACCAGUACUCGAAUUAUUGCCUUUGCAUAUGGUCGAGAAAGUAAAUGAAAAUAUAACAGAAGAGCAACGCGACAUUCUGAUGGACACAUUGAUGGAGCUUUCUAGCGUGGAUACAUUCGCACUUGAGGCCGCAUCCGAGCGUCUCGACAAUCAAUUUGACGCUAGUGAGCUAGGUAGUUUUAUUUACCAUGAUUUAGGCAGAAGCUUUAUAAAGAAGAAAAAGAAGGACAACAAAGUUAAACAGGUUGACCGAACGCAUAGUGAUAAGGCAAAUGCAAACGAGGAAGUUCAGAUGGAUAUAGGAGAAGGUAAUAGAAAGAAUACCAACGAAAAUGAGGAAGUAUACGAGCAACCUCAAGACUUAAGAGAGAGUCAUGUUGACGAGCAAUCUAACAUUCAGCAAAGAAAGACAUCAGAAAGACUUUUAAUACCACCAGCACUAAGAAAUGAAAAUAAUUCAAGGCUUACGAUAUCCCCAAACAUCCAUGAGAGUCCAGUGCCAACAGGCGAAUUAAAUGAGGUUUCUGUGAGCAAGAGAGAGAGAUCAGACUCAGAGGAAGGAGUAGAUCUGAGGGAAGAAGGAGUGGAGGAGGAAGUAAAUGCAGAAGAAGGAAGAAAUGAAGACGAUGAGGUAGAUCAAUUGGACGAACUCAACCAGCCACAGCUUACGAAUUCGGAAAAUCAGUCUGAAGACCGCCCAGUGAAGAUGGAGGAGGUUCAGGAAAUAGAACAUGAGGAUCAAGACCAAGGAACAGAUGAUACAGCACAAGAAGAACAAGUAAGACGUAAAAAAGAAACAAAACAAGCAAAAAGAGCAAAAGAAACGGAACCUGUAGGUCCAGUUAAGAGGAAGAGAGUAGAAUUUUCGCGAGAAGAUGAUAAUGUUAUCGUCGCAUUUUUGAGACGCUAUAAGAAUAAUCAGAAAGGAAACAGUCUAUGGAAGAAGUUGGGAGAGAAGAGAGACAAUCAUUCUUUUCAUUCAUGGCGUGAAAGAUAUGUUAAAAGAAUGUCAGAUUUCAAUAAGAGGGUAGAGAACGAAGAAUACGCUCUGGCAGACUUUGGUAUCUAUAUGACUUCCGAUGAAGAAGAUAAUGGAUAUGAUUCAGACGGCGCAUUUUCGGAUCCAGAUAAUUCACUGAACAAGAGGAGAAUGGGAAGGGAAAACAUUGUUAAGGGAGAGACCAGCAAAGAGACAAGGGAGAGAAUUGCGAGAGAGAAACAAGCACAUUAUAAGAAACGUACUGGACAGCCACUUCAUAAGUCUGAUAAUGACGAACAAGAGAUUGAAGUCAAUGAGAUUAAAAUGGCGCCAGGAGAGACUCCUCAAAAUAUAGUAGACAACGUAUCUGCAGCUUCUCCAGAAAUCAAACAGGAGCCUACCGAUGAGAAUUCCGAUGGAGGUAAUGAAGUGCAAUUUGCCGAAACGAAUGCCGAAACGGAACCACCAGGAUCAACGCAGAUGUUAAUAGAUGCAGCUAGUAAGUUGGAAGAUGUCCAAUACGUACUCAGUCCAUCGGAACACUCAGAAGAAGAAAUAGACGAAAAAGAUGAUGAAGCACACGAAGAGUCGAUACAGCUCUUCAACCAAUUUCUAAACGACUAUCCCAUUUCAAAAACCAAAUUAGAGGAUCUUUUAUCUGUUUAUGAUUACAAUUUCAAAAAUGUUAAAAAGGUUUUAGAUCAGGCAAAUGCCAAAUAAAUGUAAUAAAC
Messenger RNA from Wallemia mellicola CBS 633.66, 2233 nucleotides. RefSeq lists its product as hypothetical. The transcript is spliced from 8 exons. Gene Ontology annotation, cellular component: shelterin complex. Gene Ontology annotation, biological process: regulation of DNA-templated transcription; telomere maintenance via telomere lengthening. The record is from RefSeq and is a predicted model, not a curated record. Gene Ontology annotation, molecular function: telomeric repeat DNA binding. Lineage: Eukaryota; Fungi; Basidiomycota; Wallemiomycetes; Wallemiales; Wallemiaceae. Bases 552 to 2222 code for a protein of 556 amino acids.